AUGUCUGUACGCGUCGGUGACUCGCCAGAAGACGCCCUGUCAACAGGGGCUUCGACCUCAGCGUCACCCUCACCGUCUCCAUCACUUGCCGCAAGAAAUGGAUUGGCGAUGCGGCAAAAGCUUGAAGCUAGGAGUGCGUCCGGAGCCAAGCGGAAACGGGCGGACACGGUCGCAUCCGAGCCUUCAACCCAUCGGCGCAGGACACUAGACCCCGGUAACGGAGACGAGAACGAAGAGAACGAUUCCCUCAAUGUCUACGACCCGGAUCAACCCGUGGAGGAGCGUCGGGCUAUUCAAAGAGGAUUCAGAGAUCUUCUCAAAAACGUCACGGAGUGUUCAGAGGAGCUCUUGCAGAGCGAUUCUCGUGCCUUACACGAGACCAUCUUAAAGGCCAAUGAGCUAUCCAAGCAGGUGAAACAGACUACAGAGGCAACAAUCGACUCACGUCUGCUCGUCAGCACAACCGAUCUGUCGUAUCGAAAGACUCUGCGCCUUGCUCAAGGCAGCCUGUCACAAGGAGUGGACGUCGACGAGUUCAUCUCCAAGGCCAUCACGUACAUGCGACAUGGCAGCGGCAUCAGUGAUGAUAAUGCCCUCGAACUUUCCAGCACCCAGCGGCAUCGGAGAGCUGUUUCCCGGCGCGGAGGGAACGGGGGUGACGAUGACGACGACGACGACGACGACGACGAUGAGGAUGUAGGCGACGAAGGUGACAUGAUGAAUUGGCCGCACCUGGGUCGCUUCGCCUGCUUACCGCAUAUCCGCCGACCAGCCCUUCCUGGCUUCCUCCUAGGGCCCUUGUCGGUUGAGAAAAAAGCGCGCAAGAUAGCAAAACGAAGCGCGCCUUUUCGACCCAACGCCUUGAUAGAGAUUCGUCCCGAGGUGCUCAACGUUGAGGACAUGGCAAAGAAGGAGAAUGACCUGACUUCUAUAUGCACCAAGAUAUUGCAGCGCUUGCACGAGAUUCAAGCGGAGACGCAAGAAACGGUGGCAGACAUGAUCGAGGAUGAUAUGGUCGACGAAGAAAAGACGCGAAUCAUGCACCAACAUGGGCUUCGAAGCACUGGAGGGAUAGACUUGAUGCGAUUUGUAGUAAACCCUCGGUCGUUCGGACAGACGGUGGAAAACAUGUUUUAUGUCAGUUUCCUCAUACGAGAUGGACGAGUCGAGAUAGAGUUGGACGAAUUUGAUCUGCCUGCUCUCGCUCCUGUCGAUCGGGAACCUGCGGACGACAGAACCCAGCGUCAUGGUGCAUCCAAGCACCAAGCAAUUCUGUCCAUGGACGAACAAACCUGGCGCGAGAUCAUCACAGUAUUCAACAUUUCGGAGCCCAUGAUUGCACAUCGCCGAGAAGCGAACCAUUCUGGCCCAGGAGCGCGGAGUUGGUACGGUUAA
Messenger RNA from Ustilaginoidea virens, 1395 nucleotides. RefSeq lists its product as uncharacterized. The coding region runs from base 1 to 1395 and encodes 464 amino acids. The record is from RefSeq and is a predicted model, not a curated record. NCBI's taxonomy places the organism in Eukaryota, Fungi, Ascomycota, Sordariomycetes, Hypocreales, Clavicipitaceae. Gene Ontology annotation, biological process: DNA repair. The transcript has 2 exons. Gene Ontology annotation, cellular component: Smc5-Smc6 complex; nucleus.